CGCCGACUCUCCAACGACGUUUUGACCUUGACGAGGACAACCCAUUCCACCCAGCGACCAGGACAAAUACCGCCAACAUGACCAAGGGUACCAGCUCCUUCGGAAAGCGCCACAACAAGUCGCACGUUCUGUGCAGACGUUGCGGCCGCCGCUCCAUGCACGUCCAGAAGCACACCUGUGCCAACUGCGGAUACCCAAGCGCCAGCGUUAGAAAGUACAACUGGGGCGAGAAGGCCAAGCGAAGAAAGACCACCGGCUCCGGACGCAUGCGAUCGCUCAAGCUUGUCCCACGCAAGUUCAAGAACGGCUUCCAGAACGGCGCACCAAAGGGUGCCCGCGGCCCAACUGCCGCCUCCUCAUAAAUGACGACCGACUGGCAUGGGAGAUGAUGGAGCAAAGCAUGAAGCUGGGUUGCUAGGAGUUCGGGCGGAUCGGACUUUUUGCCUUCAAAGAGGAUACACUGCAUCUCAGUUUGGCAUGGAAGAUCAUGGACAAUGAGGAAGGUACAUGUGAAAAGUGCCUGCAGCCUCCGCGAGAAAUGUGCGCCAAAGUAGUCUAGGAGUAGGCGAAAUGGCUGAAUUGAGCGACUACGAACUCUGUGCACCCAGCAGUCUCCGGUUCCUCAGUUCUACCUGUCGGUCGCAAAAGGGAAGGUGUGAAUGCUGACAGUAGGGAAUCAAUUGUCGAGCCACAGCAUGCAAUCGCCAGCACAUCUUGCCUGCCGUUCACCCCGCGAAUGAAAUUCUGAAAUGUCAGACACUUCCUCUGCUUCUGGUCGAACGAACACGAGCCAUAUAUCGCCGUCCGACGAAUCAUGGUCACUCUACAGUGGGAAGGGUGCUGACAUGGGUCAAACAAUUCGCACCGACCACAUUGACGGCAGGAUCCUCAGUAGCGAUAUCCGACAUGCAUUUCACGUCCGGUGGCGUUCCUACUAAUUACCCUACACAAAACCGCUUACACCGUCUCUGAACCUCGCAAAGACUUCCACGGGAAAGCCUUCAGCCAUUGCCUUGUAUCCCUUAGGGUUCAAAUGCAAACAAUCCCCAC
Molecule: messenger RNA, 1050 nt
Organism: Cercospora beticola
Lineage: Eukaryota; Fungi; Ascomycota; Dothideomycetes; Mycosphaerellales; Mycosphaerellaceae
Gene: RPL37
Product: 60S ribosomal protein eL37
Biological process (GO): translation
Cellular component (GO): ribosome; cytosolic large ribosomal subunit
Molecular function (GO): RNA binding; structural constituent of ribosome
Source: RefSeq, a predicted model, not a curated record